AAGGGACGUCCGAUCCGAAGAUGGAAGGAGCUGGGGAGGGGAGCGCCUUGACGGGGAUGAUGGGUCCUGCGCUCGACAAGCUCGCUAGCCUCGUUGACAAGUACACCGAGCUCAGAAACGCGAGGAAGAAGAUGGAGCAGCUGAGGAAGGAGCUGAUUGCCAUCAACCUCGCGCUUGAGAAGCACGCGGCCAUGGAGAACCCAGACGCGCAGGCGAAGGCGUGGGCGGCGGAGAUGCGCGAGCUGGCCUACGACAUGGAGGACAGCAUCGAUCUCUUCACCCACCACGUCGACCACGAACCGGCCGACACCGCCACCACCGGCGUCAAGAGGUUCUUCCUCCGGAUCAUCCGGAAGCUUAAGAAACUCCACUACCGCCACAGGUUUGCUCAGGAGAUCAAACAACUCCACGACCUUGCCAACGAAUCGUACCGGCGUAGGAAGAGGUACAGGAUUGAGGAGGGCGGUUCAAGCCUCCCGCACGCGGAGAUCGAUCCUCGGUUAGAGGCGCUCUACGUGGAGGUGGAGAAACUCGUGGGCAUCCAGGGCCCAAGCCAGGAGAUCAUUGGACAGCUCGUCGGCGAGAACGCAGCGGAGCGGCGGAGGGUUGUCGCCGUUGUUGGAUCUGGAGGUUCAGGCAAGACCACACUUGCCAAACAGGUGUACGAGAAAAUCAGGUGCCAAUUCUCUUGUGCAGCCUUUGUGUCCGUGUCGCAAAAGCCCAACAUGAAUAGCCUCCUGUGGGAGUUGUUAUCUCAAAUCGGGAACCAUGGUGGAGAUUUAGGAAUGAUGGCAGUAGGAUAUUGCAGUGACAAACAACUGAUCGACAGACUAAGAUCACAUCUUGAAAAGCAGAGGUAUCUCGUUGUGAUAGAUGAUGUUUGGACAAACUCAGCGUGGGAGACCAUACAAUGUGCGCUCCCUAAAAAUGCCCAUGCAAGUAAAAUAAUUCUGACAACACGAAUCAACAGUGUAGGCCAGUUCUCCUGCACUCCAGAUGAGGGUUUUAUCUAUCAGAUGAAGCCUCUUUGCAGAAACGAUUCUGAAAAUCUGUUUCUGAAAAGGACACUAUGUGAUAAAGAUAAGUUUCCUGCUCAGCUGGAGGGGAUUAAAAACGAGAUAAUCGAGAAAUGCGAUGGUUUGCCACUGGCUAUUGUUACUCUAGCUAGCAUGUUAGCUACUAAACAGAGAACAAGGGAAGAAUGGGAGAGGGCACUUGAUUCAAUCCAUUCUACGCACAAGAAAGAUAGUAGCCUGGAAGUGAUGGACAAGAUACUGUCUCUGAGUUACAGGGAUCUACCUCACAACAUGAGAAAUUGCUUGCUGUAUAUCAGUACAUUUCCAGAGGACCACACGAUUUACAAAGAUGCUCUAGUAUGGAGAUGGAUGGCUGAAGGGUUUAUCGCUGAAACACAAGGCUUUACUUUGGAGCAGGUUGCCGAGGGCUACUUCUACGAGUUUGUGAACAGGAGUUUGGUUCAGCCCAUAACCUUGCGUUCAAGAUAUGAAAUGCGUGGAGAAGGAGGUUGCCGAGUCCAUGACAUUGUACUGAACUUCCUCAUCUCUCGUGCAGCUGAAGAGAACUUUUUAACUACGCUGUAUGGCGCCCAGGGGGUUCCAUCUUCAGACCGAAGGAUUCGCCGGCUCUCUGUCUGGGACAGUCCAGAACACGCACUGGCAGUCUCUAGAGCGACCAUGAAUCUGUCCCAUCUCCGGUCAGUUAGAAUAUGCAACGUUGGAGACUGGCCCGUGCCUGCUGUUCUAGACUUACCUGUCCUUCGAGUGUUAGAUCUAGAGGGAUGCCGUGAUCUGAGGAUCGUCGACCCUGACUGCAUUCUAAGCUUGUUUCAUCUGAGGUACCUGGGUUUCCGCAGCGCAAGUGGUGUCGUGCUACCGGCUCAAAUAGGAAAUUUACACCAUCUGCAGACCAUCGAUUUAAGCGGGACUGGAGUGACACAGCUGCCAGAAAGCAUUGUCCAGCUCAAGCGACUGAUGCAUCUUGUUGGGCAACGGCUCAUCAUGCCAGACGGGUUUGGUAGCAUGGAAUCCCUUGAGGAGUUAGGUACUAUCGACUGCUGCAAGUGCCCCGUCAGUUUUGGGGAAGACCUGGCACUUCUGAGCAGGCUGAGGGUGCUCCGAGUGACCGAGUGGCUUUCGUCGGGGUCGAAACAAGUGACAUGGAAACCAGAAGGAAAUCUUUGAUGUCAUCCCUCUGCAAACUCGGAGGAGACAACCUUCGGCGUGUCACUAUUAUCGACCUCGCUGGCGGUGGAGAUUGCUUUGUGGAGUCGUGGCACCCUCCUCCUCGUCUCCUCCAGAAGUUCAUCCAUAUCAGUCAGCAACAGCACUUCUCCAGGUUUCCAGAAUGGAUCAGUUCCUGCCUAUGUGAUCUCACCCACCUGGAUAUAAAGGCCGAAAAGAUGGAAAGGGAGCAUCUAAGUGUUCUUGAACACCUGCCCGCCAUCCGUUAUCUAUACCUUUUCGUGAAGCGAGUCUCCGAAGACGGGCUCGUCAUCAGCCACAGCGCGUUCCGAUGUCUACGGCGUCUCGAGUUCUGUAACUUAGAUGGACCUGGUUUGAUGUUUGCAGGAGGCGUUCCAAUGCUGGAAUGGCUGAGGCUCGGGUUCGACGCGGAUAGAGCGCAAUCGACAUACGGCGGUCUGGAGGUUGGCAUCCAGCGCCUCUCGUCUCUCAAACAUGUCGUGCUCAUUGUCUGUAUGGUUUCUGAAGGCGGUGAUGAUCCAGCGGAGCAAGCCGUCUGGUCUGCCAUCAAUGGCCAAGUAGAGAUGCUCCCCAAUUCUCCGACGGUUGAUAUCCGGUUUCGUAGACGGAGUCAGCUGCAGGCAAGCUCAGAAUAAGGAGCACGAAAAAGACGAUGAUGUUGGGUGUCGCCUGCUGUAGUAUGUUGCUGCUUCUGCUUGUUGGCAAAAUGGAAUGCUGACACUUCACAGUUUACAUGUUCAAUUGAGGUUAGCU
Messenger RNA from Zea mays, 2975 nucleotides. Its product is annotated as disease resistance protein RGA5. Gene Ontology annotation, molecular function: ADP binding. Bases 21 to 2201 code for a protein of 726 amino acids. NCBI's taxonomy places the organism in Eukaryota, Viridiplantae, Streptophyta, Magnoliopsida, Poales, Poaceae. The transcript has 2 exons. The record is from RefSeq and is a predicted model, not a curated record. Gene Ontology annotation, biological process: defense response to other organism.